GCAUUUCUGAGACCCCCAACUCUUUUCCCAGGUGAUCCAAAAUGAAUAUUUUACGCAGCGGGCGCAGCAUUCCCCGCAUCCUGCGGCCCAGUCGUCCCCAGACUCUUCUCCGCACUUCAUACCCCAUACCGCCCUUCGCGACCCGGGGAUUCCACGCCGGUUCGGCGCUGCUGGGCAUUAGGUCUCAGAUCCUCAAGGAUGUCGGUGAAGGUAUCACCGAGGUCCAGAUCAUUCAGUGGUAUGUGGAGGAGGGGGCACAUAUCGAGGAGUGGAAGCCUUUGUUUCAGUAUCAGUCUGACAAGGCGGUUGACGAUAUCACAUCGCGGUACGAAGGCGUGAUUAAGAAGCUUCACUUUGAAGCAGAUGAGACGGUGCCUACCGGAAGUGCCCUCGUUGAGAUUGAAGUUGAUGAUGCGAAAUACCCAGACGAUAACCCGCACCCUGCCCCCGCAGCGGAACCAGAACCAGCCAAGUCUGCCCCUGCAACGGAAGUAGCGGCAGAUACUCAAGCAAUUGAACCGUCCCAGACUGAAACACCGGCGGUACAAGCAUCGGAAUUGCCCACAGAGGUGCCCAAGUCAAAACAUGCAUCCCUUGCAACCCCAGCCGUGCGAGGGCUUCUGAAGACCCACGGUGUCGAUAUUCUCCAUGUGAAUGGGACCGGCAAGGAAGGCCGAGUCAUGAAGCAGGACGUUCUCAAGUUUGUCGAGACUCGAGACUCUCCCGCCGCUGCACCCUCCACUUCUCCAUCUCCCCCGGUCUCAAUCACACCAGACACACGCCAAACCGAGACCCCAACCAACCUAACACCAAUCCAAUCAUCAAUGUUCAAGACAAUGACAAAGUCCCUGACCAUCCCCCACUUCCUCUACGCCGACGAACUCCAAGUCCAGGACAUCACUGCCAUUCGCAAGAAACUAUACAACGACAGCCGCGACCCGAAGAAGAUCACAUUCCUCCCCUUCGUCGUCAAAGCCGUCUCACUCGCCCUAAACGAUUUCCCCCUCCUCAACGCCCGAGUCGACACCAGUGCCGACAAACCAAAACUAAUCAUGCGCUCCAAGCAUAACAUCGGCAUAGCAAUGGACACACCCAACGGCCUCGUCGUGCCAAACAUCAAGGACGUCGCCAGCCGCUCCAUCUUCGACAUCGCCGCUGAGAUCUCGCGUCUCAGUGCGCUCGGCAAAGAAGGAAAACUUACAUCGGCCGACAUGAGCGGUGGAACUAUCACAGUCUCGAACAUCGGGAAUAUCGGCGGAACGUACGUUGCGCCCGUCCUUGUGCCGACGGAGGUGGCUAUUCUUGGGAUCGGGAGGUCGAGGGUAUUGCCGGUCUUUGACGAGGCCGGGCAGGUUGCUCGUGGGGAGCUGGUGAACUUUAGCUGGAGUGCGGAUCAUCGCGUUGUCGAUGGCGCUACUAUGGCGCGGAUGGGCAAUCGGGUUCGGGAGUUGAUUGAGGCGCCGGAGCUUAUGUUGCUUAAAUUGCGAUGA
This is a messenger RNA of Penicillium cinerascens, 1490 nucleotides long. RefSeq lists its product as uncharacterized. NCBI's taxonomy places the organism in Eukaryota, Fungi, Ascomycota, Eurotiomycetes, Eurotiales, Aspergillaceae. The record is from RefSeq and is a predicted model, not a curated record. Gene Ontology annotation, molecular function: acetyltransferase activity; lipoic acid binding. The transcript is spliced from 4 exons. Gene Ontology annotation, cellular component: cytoplasm; mitochondrion. Bases 42 to 1490 code for a protein of 482 amino acids.